This is a messenger RNA of Styela clava, 1351 nucleotides long. Its product is annotated as 26S proteasome non-ATPase regulatory subunit 6-like. Lineage: Eukaryota; Metazoa; Chordata; Ascidiacea; Stolidobranchia; Styelidae. Gene Ontology annotation, biological process: proteasome-mediated ubiquitin-dependent protein catabolic process. Gene Ontology annotation, cellular component: proteasome regulatory particle. Gene Ontology annotation, molecular function: protein binding. The record is from RefSeq and is a predicted model, not a curated record.
UUGAGUUUGUGUGUGUUUGUCUUAUUUGAUCUAUCUGUAGCGUUUCAGUUCAAUCCGUCUUUAUUUAGUUUCAGUAUUUUAUACAUUUACAUCACAUAAUGCCGGUUGAAAAUUUAGAAGAAGAAGGUCUGAAAAAGAUUCCAGACUUGGAAGUCGCGCAAUUGAAGUUCUUAUUAACGUCGGACGAUGAGGAAAUCCAGCAAACAAAAAUUAAAAAACAAUUUAUGGAAGCGAUCGAAGCAAAUGAGAUGGCACCCUAUUAUGAAAUUGUUUGCAAAGAACUUGGAAUGAAAAUUAACAAUACACUUUUAAAGAAAUUGAAGGAUACAAAUGAGAAGACAUUGAAAAAACUUGAAGAUAAAAUAACAGAAACUGAAGAAAUGGAAUAUGAAAGUGAAGUCAGAGAUGCCUUACUUGCAAAGGCUGAAUAUUUGUGCAAAAUUGGUAACAAGGAUGACGCUCUCGAAGUUUUCCAGAAAGCAUAUGAUAAGACCAUUGCACUUGGACACAAGCUUGACAUCAUUUUCUACAGAAUUCGACUGGGAUUGUUUUUUAUGGAUCAUGAUCUGAUUACCAAGAGCAUAGAGAAGGCAAAAAUUUUAAUAGAGGAAGGUGGUGAUUGGGAUCGGCGAAACAGACUAAAAGUUUAUGAAGGUUUGUAUUGUAUUGCGAUUCGAGAUUUCAAGAAAUCAGCAAAUUUGUUUCUGGAUACUGUAUCAACAUUCACAUCCUAUGAACUUAUGGAUUACAAAUGCUUUGUCACAUAUGCUGUUUACAUCAGUAUGCUUGCUCUUGAUAGAACAGAGUUAAGAGAAAAAGUUGUAAAAGGUUCAGAAAUCUUGGAAGUUUUGCAUAGCAAUAAGGAAUGCAGAAGUUACCUGUUCUCAUUGUAUGAUUGUCAUUAUGCAGAGUUUUUCCAGCGUCUAGCUCAAGUUGAGGUGGAAAUGAAGAGAGAUAGAUUGCUGAAUCCUCAUUAUAGAUAUUACACUCGUGAGAUGAGAAUACUCGCUUAUACACAACUCCUUGAAUCAUAUCGUAGUCUUACAUUAGAAUAUAUGGCUGAAGCAUUUGGAGUUACUGUUGAAUUCAUUGAUAGGGAGUUGUCAAGAUUUAUAGCUGUUGGGAGACUGCAUUGCAAAAUUGAUAAGGUCGGUGGGAUCGUUGAGACCAACAGACCUGAUAGCAAGAACUGGCAAUAUCAGGAGACAAUAAAGAAAGGAGACUUGCUGCUAAACAGAGUUCAAAAACUAUCAAGAGUCAUCAAUAUCUAAUUAUACUCUUUAUUUCGUAUGAUAGAAACAAUUCUUGUGUCCAUAAUGUACCAUGUUGUAUAUAUAAAAUUUCAAACAAA